Messenger RNA from Poeciliopsis prolifica (blackstripe livebearer), 3510 nucleotides. It is a transcript of the gene f2rl1.2, whose product is annotated as coagulation factor II (thrombin) receptor-like 1, tandem duplicate 2. Bases 89 to 1237 code for a protein of 382 amino acids. Lineage: Eukaryota; Metazoa; Chordata; Actinopteri; Cyprinodontiformes; Poeciliidae. The record is from RefSeq and is a predicted model, not a curated record. Gene Ontology annotation, biological process: positive regulation of Rho protein signal transduction; blood coagulation; thrombin-activated receptor signaling pathway. The transcript is spliced from 2 exons. Gene Ontology annotation, cellular component: membrane. Gene Ontology annotation, molecular function: thrombin-activated receptor activity.
AGACACAGACCUUAGCAGACAUGUUUUAAGACGAAACAUCAAGUGAGAGACGAGCAGAAGUUGCUUUUUGACUCUGGAGCGCGCAGACAUGGAUUCAAAGUGGAUUUCGUCGCUUCUGCUGCUUGUCGGCUUCGCUUCUGCUGUUCAUGCGCAACGAGGCCGAAGUUUUAUUGGAAUACAGACUGAGAGUGGAACCGUUAUUGAUGAUGUCGCAUUAGAUGUGCUGCAGAGCGGCCUUACCACCGUCUUCUUUCCGAUUGUCUACACCGUUGUGUUUGUGGUGGGCCUGACUGCAAAUGGGAUGGCCUUAUGGGUGUUCCUCUUCAGAACCAAGAAGAAGCACCCUUCCUCCAUCUACAUGGCCAACCUUGCCUUGGCUGACCUGCUGUUCGUUGUCUGGAUGCCUCUGAAAAUUUCCUACCACGUAAAUGGAAACAACUGGCUCUAUGGGGAGCCCCUGUGCAAAGUCCUGGUGAGCUUCUUCUAUGGGAACAUGUACUGUUCAGUGCUGUUCAUCACCUGCCUCAGCGUGCAGAGGUACUGGGUCGUGGCAAACCCGCUGAGUUCGCAAAGGAAGAACAACAAAGUCGCUAUCGGCGUCUGUGUGGCUAUCUGGGCUUUCAUUUGGAUCACCUCCGUUCCUCUGUACCUGUACGAUCACACAACUAAGAUCAAAGGCGUGAACAUGACAACCUGCCACGAUGUGAUCGUCAUAGAUUCAAAUGCCGACGACCUGUACCCUUAUAUCAAGUAUCCAUUCUUCUAUUUCAUGUUCAUGGCCACAGUCUCAUUCUUCAUCCCUUGCAUCGUACUCAUUGUGGCAUACGUGUUGCUGCUCAAAACUCUGGGGAGCAACACGGUCGACAGCAGUGCAACAAAGACACGGAGAAAAGCUGUCGUGUUGAUCCUGGUUGUCCUGGUCACCUUCCUCAUCUGCUUCAUUCCCAGCAACGUAAUGCUGGUGGUGCACUAUGUCCUGGUGAAAACCAAAAUGGUGGACAAAGGCUACGGCUUUUACAUCACGUCACUGUGUCUGGCGAGCCUCAACAGCUCCCUGGACCCUUUCAUCUACUACUUUGUGUCGGACGAGUUCAAGGAGCACGUAAAGAACACGCUGCUGUGCCGCAGCAACAGAACCGUGGAACAGGAGAAGGCCGUGUACAGCUCCAUGAAGUACUCCAAGAAGAGCCGGUCGUUCAUGUCCGGAAGCACCAACACGGAAAGCAGCACCUGUUAGCGACCGAGCCCGGACUGUUCCACGCUGCGGGUGCUUCCACUCCUCUGCACUGAUGUCAUCGUCCAUCAUGAACCCGACCAAAGAUGAACUCUGAACCUCGAUAGCACUGCAGCUUGUGAUGUGUGACUUUAUCAGGAGCUGCUCAGUGUUAAACUGUGAAUCAUUAUAUGUUUUGUUCAAUGUUAUAUUAUGUGUAAAUGGAUGUAAACAUGUCAUAUCAACUGUUAAAAAGGCUGAUAUUUAUGGCAUGGGAUGCAUUAAGUGGGAUUUUCCUGGACAGCACAGAUUUCCAAUGUUUAAGGUCGGAUCUGAUGAUUCAAGUGUGUGUUUUUUGCCAGUUGUGAAUCAAACAUGAAAUGAAAAGAAAUAUUUCUGACCUUUGCAUAGACACAGAAAAACGCCCUGAGAAAUCCUGAUGUUGGUUGAUGAGUUUAUAGACGGGGAAAGGCGGACAUUUUUAUUUUCAACAUCUGAUUGAAAUAUAAAGACAAAAAUUCACUAUUUAUCUAUUUUUAUAGCCAGUCAGUGCAUCUUUUUAUUUAUACUAUCCUGGACAUAAUGCAAGUUGUAUAUAUUAAAUGGCUACAAUUAUUCAGUCUGAUUGCUAGAAAAUGUAUAUAAAAAAAUAUGUUUUUUUACACAUUUGUCAUAAAAACUGUUCCUGUCGUUGUUUGAAUUCAUUUUAAACCUUUUGUUGUUGAGCUCUUGACACUGUUACGUGUGUUUGUUCUGCUUUCUUAAAUAAACAGAACAAAAACACGGUUUCUGUGAAACUCCAUUGUCUCGUUGCGUCAUUGUGCCGUCCUGAGUGAGUCACGGGCCUCGUUAUCAUCCGGCAGAUGGACAUCCUCCUCUUAGCUCACUUAAUCUUUUGAAACCCUUGGAAUUUCUGGAAUGUGCUGUGUUGAAAUGUGGAGCACCGCGGCACACCGAAGAGCAGGUCAAAGAUCAAUUCGAAGAAGGGUUAGUAAGCUCCGGGUUGAGGAAUGUCAGAAGGCGUGAUGAGACACAUUUUACAGACGAUCUUGGGAAGUCGUCAUCUCGCUGGUUUCAGUGUUCGCUUUUUUUUUUUUCCUGCAAUUGGAAACUUGUGUCUAGUUUCAUUGUUGGAUCUCUGGUCCUGAUGCUUGUUUUAAUGUUACAGCUUCUACUCAUUCUUUCCCGAAACAACAAAAAAAAAGGCCUCAGUGCUUCUUAUCUGGUCAUUCACGUCAAGAGAAUCGGCAAGCCUUCACGUUCUGGCGCUCGCCACACUUUUCACAGGGCUCCACCGUCCCACAGAGCCGCCAGGUUCCUGUUUUAACGACCGGUCGGGGCAGAGCAGUGGGUAAAUCAUUGGCUGUAGAGUGUCACCUUACCCUUUGUCAACGCUCCGGGGCAGAAGGCCUUCCUUUCAGAGCGGAGCCACACCCUGGUCACGUUACCCCGCUGACGCGGCUCCUUUCCAAGGAACAGUUUUGACGUAAUGAAAAGAAAGUGCUGGGCGUUAUUUAAAAAAAGGAGAAGCACUUUGCUGCACAAACACACCAAUGCAAAACAACCUACUUUAUGUCAAAUACCAACACAAAGUGGCGUACGAUUACGAAUUGGAAAGAAAAUUACACGUGAUUCAAAACAUUUUUUGAAAACAAACAAUGAAAAGAAGGGCUUAGUUUUGGGAUGGAGAACAUUCGCCUCAUUUUGCUUAUUUUAAUUUGUUCAGAGAGAAGAAGCUAUCCAAGCUAACCCGGCCUCUAUAAUCUCCUCCACAAACAUAAUAACUGGUUCUUAGAUACCUUGAGGCGACAAGCUUUUUUAAUGACCGAUAUUCAUCUGUUAGCCUCCAUGCAGAGGAAUUUUGACCCAGUCUUUGCUGUUGAACAGGUUUUAUUCGGUAUCACUGGAUUUUUUUUCAUUUUGGAAAAGUUAAGCUUUUUUAAAAGAAAGUGUCACAAUUGGACUUUGAUUAGGUCAUUCUAAACCCUUUUGUUGUAUUGUGUUCUUUUGUGUUUUGAGCCACUGAGACAUGAACUGCUGUAUAAACUCAUUAUCGUUGAGCUUACAGGGUCAUGAGCUGACAGACAGACAGACAGACAGAAGCAAAGCUAGAGGGCAAAAACAAUGACUACAUAACGUGAAACUUCCAAAAAUAUCGGCACCGGAAAACAGAAUUAUGACUGAAAAAUCUUAAUAUUGACUCUGAAACAAAAAAAAACAUACGGUGCAGAAAAUGUUGCAUAGAAAGUGAAAAGGAUCAACUGAAACUAUAGACAAUAAAAAAGAUCUUGUUUUCA